Molecule: messenger RNA, 876 nt
Organism: Cydia fagiglandana
Lineage: Eukaryota; Metazoa; Arthropoda; Insecta; Lepidoptera; Tortricidae
Exons: 2
Coding region: 70-876 (268 amino acids)
Source: RefSeq, a predicted model, not a curated record
CAAGACGACCAGGACGCACUGAGGUUUCUGUGGAGAAAUAACCCCACAGAAAAUAUAAGGACGUACGCGAUGACGUCACUCAUUUUCGGCGCAAAUUGUGCUCCAUUCGUCGCGCAAUUUAUUAAAAAUAAAAACGCCCAGCGAUUUGAAUCGUCGUUUCCCGCCGCCGUCGAUGCCAUCGUCAACUCGCACUACAUGGACGACUACAUCGACAGCCUGCCCGACGAGGCGACAGCGAUCGACAUGGUAAGGAAUGUCAGUGACAUCCACAGGGCGGGCGGCUUUGAAAUAAGAAAUUGGACGAGCAACAGCGUCGCAGUUUUAAACAGCGUGCCAAAGGAGACCUUAGGUACCGCUGCUGUAAGGUUCAAAGUCGGCCAGGAACAUGAAAGCGAGCGUACCUUGGGUCUCAUUUGGUACCCGGCGGAUGACAUAUUGGGCUUCGAUUUGUCAUUAAAACGUAUACCGAGCGACGUCCUUGAAGGUGAGAAUAGGCCUACAAAGCGUUUAAUGCUAAGAGUAAUUAUGUCUAUAUUUGAUGUACUAGGUUUCUUAGCACCCUUCACGAUUCAAGGCCGAAUCAUGCUUCAAGAGGCUUGGCGCUUACAGGUGGAUUGGGAGGAUUACAUUCCAGACCAGAUAUAUCUAAAGUGGCGAAAGUGGGUUGACCUUCUAAAGGUGGUACUGCACAGCCGCGCGCAAUGCGGUAACGGACAGCCAAUUGGCGACAGCGCGUGCGGGCGAGAUGCAAGAUUGUGUGGAUAUCAAGGCAGAGGUACCUACCUCGCCCCCCGCGACCCACGCGCCUACGCACAGUGCUACGAAAGGCUACGACGGCGUAGCGGCAUCUACAUGUGCUACGACCGCAUCGAGUAG